AUGGAACCCAUUCAUAUUAUUGGUAAAUACUUCGACACCACUUCAUUUUCUUUAGUUAUUUCCGGCCAACGGUUUGAUAGUAUGCAAAGCACAUUGAAAAAGGAUUCAGAAAUAGAGAAAGAACUAAAAGUCAUUAACAAGACUCCUGUCAAGAGUAUUUAUACAGAAUUUGGGUACAUUGUUGAUUGCAUUGAUAUUAAUAAUCAACCAACUUUUGACCAUUCUUUACUAAUGAAUCAUAAAUUCCAGCUACAGAAAAAACCCAGCUUUAAAAUUAGAACAAAUAAGAGGACUUCAUCGACUAAGGCUGUAUUUGGACUACAAAAAGGCGAGUGUCCAAUUGGAACCGUUCCUAUUAAAAGAACAACCAAAGACGACUUGAUUAGAGGAAAAUCAUACUUUAACAAUGGUUUAGUUGACCAUAUUCAUGGUAACCAUUAUGCAGAAGUUAUAUCUGAAUAUUUUCCAAUUUAUCAUGGAGUUGCUGGAUCAAGUAGUAUUUAUAAUGUUAAUGUUACAAAUGAUCAAUCAAGUUCUUCUGUGAUGUAUGUUCGAAACGGACCAGAUAGCACAAAUUAUAUUGGUAUGGGAUGGCACGUGGCUCCACAAUUAUAUAAUGAUCAUGCAACUCAUGUUUAUGCAGUAUGGACGAGAGAUAAUUUCAAAAAUAUUGGAUGUUUCAACUUACAAUGUCCAGGAUUUGUUCAAACUAGCCAUGUAAAUUACCUUGGCGGGCGUAUUACGGAUACAUCUACCUAUGAGGGACAGAUAUUUGAAAUGACAAUAUCUAUUACUCAGGAUCUUCAAACAAAAAAUUGGUGGCUAUCUUUGGAAAAUGAAAUGAUUGGUUAUUAUCCAGCAUCAUUAUUUUCUGACUUAACUGACGCCCAUCAAGUAGGAUGGGGUGGUAGAACAUCCAAUUUACAAGGUGGUCCUAGUCCUCCAAUGGGUUCUGGAGUGUUUCCUGAUAAUAUAUAUGAUCAUGCAAGUUAUUUCAUACAUGUAUCAUUUCAAGUUGACUCCACAGAUUGGCUUGAACCCGAAACUUAUACGAUAAAAACAUUCUCUGACAAACCCGAAUGUUUUUUUGCUAAAUACUAUGGAUUACAAGAUGAAGAUGUUAGAUAUUCUCUCCAAUUUGGAGGACCAGGGGGUAAUUGUGGUGAUUAA
This is a messenger RNA of Vicia villosa (hairy vetch), 1170 nucleotides long. RefSeq names its product protein neprosin-like. The record is from RefSeq and is a predicted model, not a curated record. NCBI's taxonomy places the organism in Eukaryota, Viridiplantae, Streptophyta, Magnoliopsida, Fabales, Fabaceae. The transcript has 8 exons. The coding region runs from base 1 to 1170 and encodes 389 amino acids.